CCAAGCUCUAACUUUGAAAUACUUUUUUUGGGACCCAGCAAAGCCUAAGCCUGGGAGCGAACCCGGACCGUAUCGUAUCAGCCUGCGCAUCGCUCGCCGGCCGUGUCCAACGCCUCCCAGACUACGAGACCAUCGAUUGAGGGGCUCUAAGGCGUCGAACAGAACACAACACGUCUAGCCUCCAGGACCGCCGAGACCCCAGGCCCCAAGCUCCAAGCUCUAAGCCCCAAGGGUCACGUUACGGAUACGGAUGGCCAUGCGCGAGCUGGGCCAUAUUUGCCUGGCGUGCCGCGUUAAGAUGCUCGCCGCCGCAUCCCGAGGUCCCGUCUCUCGCCUGUCUCGUCGCGCCCGCGCCAUUACCAUUUCGCCUGCAUCCUCGGCCUACACCACUGCUGCAUCGUCUGCGCAGCCGCCACUACGGCCUGCACCAGCACCGGCCCACAACUCGGGGAGUCGGCGCGAUGGUAGUGAUGGUGGUGCUGGCGCCGGUGCCGGUGCCGGUGCCGGUGCUGGUGCCAGUGCCAGUGCCGGUGCUUCGGCAUCCGGCUCCGCCUCUCUCGCCAUGUUCAAGAGUAUCAUCGAGAAUCAGCCCCGUCAACCAGCACACCGUCCUCCGGCUGGCGAUGCUCUAGACGCGGAGCUGCUCAAAAACAUCGAAAUGGUCGCCGCCAUGCUGAAAGCUGACGCAAACCCCGCCGCCAUUUUUACCUCGUUCGGCCAGACCAUUUACCCGCACAUCAAGGAGCAAAAGGAUUCCCCCGCCUACCGCCUCGCCAAAGGCCAACUACAAACAUUUCUUGCCAUGAGAAUGGUCGCCGCAAAGGCGGAGGCUUUGGACGCCUCAGACCUCCCCACCGCGACCUACAUCACGCAGGUCCUGGUUGACCUCGAGUUUCUCAACCUGGAAACAUGGUCGACCCUGAUGCUCCAGCUGAGCCAGCAAAUCUGCCAGCUUAGCGCCUCCCCGGACGGAUCCUUAUUGGAUGAGAAGUUCAAGCACUCCCUCCCCGGACGUGAUGCGCUACUCGCCGAUCUCCGGGGGGCAUGGGAUGCGUUUGCUGGGUCGUGUACCAAGCUUGAAGCUUCGGGGCAUGCGGUGGACGACAUCAACUCUCGGUCCGCAUCCAGGGCCAGAGCCGCGCUUCCACCCCAUAGUCGUGUCCCUGAGAAAGAUGUCCCUUCAAAUGUUCCCCGGGCUACCAAAAACUACCUCAAGGUCUUAUUUCCUCAGUAUAGCGAACGUGAGCUAGCGGGGGACGCUCUGCGGGCAGCACAUGUAGCCUCUGUGCUGCUGAAUGACCUUGGCAACUUCAAACCACCCUUUGACCAACAGACGACCCCUUUUCUCUUCAUGCACGAGCGGCUUAUAUCAAAAUGUGGUCGUUCUACCCUACUUUUCUUGGAUAGAAUACGUGACAGGUAUCCUAUUCUACUUGACUACGUUUACGCCCGGGUUGACGAAAUGGGCGCCGAGAAUGCGGCGAGCUGGCCUUUCAAGUCUCUCAGGUCUCCCAAGCCUCUUAGUUUCCAACUGUGCAUCGAACAAGCGAUCAAAAGAAGAAACCUUAAAGAGCUCAACUCAGCGUGGUCGGAUUUCUGGGGCGAUGAACCCCUCCCUGGUCCUGCCAGAGUUCACGAACUGGCAGCAACACCUGAAAUAUUUGAUUCUUUUAUACUGGGCUUUGUGAGGAUGCGCCGGCUUAUGCAAGCCAUCGAUGUGUGGAACCGCAUGCAGCGUGUCGGUAUCAAGGCGAGCACUAAGACUUGGACAAAUAUGAUACAGGGAUGCGCAAACACGAGAAACCCCCGAGGGAUCAAGGCGGUCUGGGAGAAACUAGUCAUCUCUGACACAGAGCUUGACACGGCCGUUUGGACAGCUCGAAUAUCUGGCCUCAUCACCAGCGGUGACCCUCAAGGCGGCAUCCUUGCAUUAGACGAGAUGGCUCGGCUGUGGCGCGAGCGACUUCUUCACCCCGACGCCCCAUCCCAAGCCAUUCAACCGACAAUCGAGCCCAUCAAUGGCGCCAUUGCCGGCCUCAUCCGGCUCGGGAGGAUGUCUGAUGCCCAAAGGGUGCUAUCGUGGGCAGGCCGCCAAGGCAUUAACCCGGACAUCUACACCUUCAACACUCUGCUUCGGCCUCUGGUCCGGGGAGGGCAGACGGAGCACGUCGCAGCCAUCUUCAACAUGAUGCAAGAGCUAUCCAUCAAGCCAGAUGUCGCGACUUACACCAUUUUGGUAGACGGGGCCCUGGCAAACAUCGGCUCACAGACCCCCAAACAGCAGAUUGGCAUCGUCUCUAAACUCAUUGCUAGCAUGGAGGCGUCGGGGCUGGAGGCCAACAUCCAGACAUAUGCCAAGAUGAUUUACGUGCUUCUACGAGAGGGCGACAGUGCUACGGCGGCCGUCCAGGCCAUCUUGGCCCACAUUCAGAGCCGCGGUCUAGAGCUCUCGUCGCACAUCUACACCAUGCUAGCAGAACACUACUUCUCGAGAGACCCGCCCAACCCGGCCGCCGUGACGGCCCUCAUCCACAAUCGCAACCUGCAGGCCAACAAGAACAUUGAUCGCGUGUUCUGGGAGCGCGUAAUCAAGGGCUACUGCCACACUGGCGAGACAGCCAGGGCCGUCGACAUCUUCAAAAGAAUCUUCAACUCGGGCAGCACCAUAACCUUUAGCACUCUCGACGAAUUCUUGCUCGCCCUGAUCCGCACUGGCCAGAUGGCCGAGGCGUCCAGCGUUGUCAGGCUUGCCACCACAAUCAAGGAAGGCGACGAGCUGAUGCGCGAAGGCGGCCGGUUUUGGAAACACAGGUUCUGGCACCACGCCGAGCAGUACGGCCUGCUCCCCGACGACCUCCGUCACAACCUCCAAGAAGCCGAGACCCAGACGGAUUAUCUCUACUAGGCUGGCCGUUAUAGGGAAUGUGCUCUUCAUGAUGUGAACGGCGGAUGUGGUCUCUUGUAUUAUACGUGUUUCUUGUACCUGUGGUGGUGGAGUUGCUGUUGUGCUUAAUUGGCUCAGUAACGCGCUGUUCCAUUAUGCAUUUGUCCCAUAAUAUGCAUAUUUUACUCCACAAACAGAGAAAGCAGUGUUCUGGCCGCCGAAUUUGGCUGGCGCAUGCUGCCAUUUUCGGCGGCUUUAACACCAAGCGCACAAGUCUCUUACAAGUACCGUCGGUGUACCUAUGUCAUAGCGGCCUUUCUAGCGCAUCUCCGUCACGGUCGAAAGAGUAUCUAGGUAGGUGCUUCAAGAGACAGCACAAUAUGAUUGAUCGGUUCAUCCGUUCCAGGGGCAUCCGGGAUCUGGGUAUAUGCCGCCACGUUUCGAACCUGGAUAGAGGACUUCGUAACUAACAAGCCUGUAUUCAAAGCUACAGAAAGGAAGAAGGAC
Lasiosphaeria miniovina is the source of this 3391-nucleotide messenger RNA. RefSeq lists its product as uncharacterized. Bases 251 to 2905 code for a protein of 884 amino acids. The transcript has a single exon. The record is from RefSeq and is a predicted model, not a curated record. NCBI's taxonomy places the organism in Eukaryota, Fungi, Ascomycota, Sordariomycetes, Sordariales, Lasiosphaeriaceae. Gene Ontology annotation, molecular function: protein binding.